AACUAAAGAUCCACAUGUGAUAAUAGAAGAGAAGGAUGCGAGCGUCUUGGAAGGGCUGAGUCGAAAAUAUGGCCCAGGACAGCUCAUUGAAUAUUUGAAGAAAUUACCUAUGACAAGUUUGCCAAAUCUUCGGUUACAGAUCACAAAA
Molecule: messenger RNA, 148 nt
Organism: Entrophospora candida
Lineage: Eukaryota; Fungi; Glomeromycota; Glomeromycetes; Entrophosporales; Entrophosporaceae
Source: the annotation of a GenBank genome assembly